Molecule: messenger RNA, 2585 nt
Organism: Impatiens glandulifera
Lineage: Eukaryota; Viridiplantae; Streptophyta; Magnoliopsida; Ericales; Balsaminaceae
Exons: 6
Coding region: 239-2200 (653 amino acids)
Source: RefSeq, a predicted model, not a curated record
AGUCGCCGUUUCUUCUUCUCUUCUUCUUCUUCCAAUUCACGCUGCAUUUUCUCUCUCCCUCCAUCUUUCUAUCUUCUUCUUCAUCCUUCUCUAUAUACGUUGCUGUUUUGAUUCUUCUGAACUAAGGUGAACAAGAAAGAGAGAGUUAGUUCUCUAAGGUCAUUCUGCGGAUCUCAAGAGAGGUUUCAUCUUUGAUGAUUAAUUAGGUUAACUUGAAACUUGAAAUUAUAUCCAAAUAAUGGCUAUAGCUGGUUUUCAAAAUAUGUGUGGAUUCAAUUCUAUCCACGGUGAGUCUCAGAAUUUGCCUUCAGGUCCCUGGAUUAACCAUGAUAGGACUGGUUACAAGGCAUCUACGGUUAUGAAGAUGUGGAGAGAAAUGGAGCGUGAACAUGUAGUGAGUCAUUCCCACACCAGAGAUAGGUUUAGACGACAUAACGAUAAGAGUGAUGUCUCUAAUGUAGAUACAGCGAGUACAAUUUCAAUUGAUAGACAAGAUAGUGAAGACAGCUUAUCUGAUUACAGUGUUAUUGUUCAAGACUGUGGAGUAUGUGAUGGCCAAAGGCCAACACUGUGUGAUCAAGACGACAGGAACAGUUGUAGUUCAGAACUGACCGAUGAUAUCGAUGAGGUUGAUCGAGAGAGGGUACGUCAGAUCUUUCAGGACUGGCAUACGAAGAAUGGUGUAAUCAGGGGUCCUGUGUCCAAAAAUUCUCAUGUGAGUAGUGAAAAUGAGUUUGAAAGAGUGAGGAUUGUAAGGAAAUGGGUAAAAAUGAAUGGCCAGCAUAGAGGCAGUGGAAGUAGAGAGAAACAAAACAAUCAAAAUGUUGUUCAAAUCAACCAACUACAAGAUGGAUCUGUUUCAAAUGAUUGUGAAGUUAGUGGAAGGAGGAGGAUACGUAAGAUCUACGGAAGACAGACUCUUGUUGAACUUUUGGCAAUGGCCGAGAAGGAAAGGAAAAGAGAGCUAGAGGAAUUAUCACAACGUCAACCUGUAACUUGUUUUGCUCACAGAAACCGCAUUCAGUCACUCUUAAGAGGAAGAUUCUUGCAAAGUGGAAGAUUGGUACAAGAUAAGGAACCCUCUUCUUCAGCGGCAAGUGAACUGGGAUUAUUAAGGAAAAAACUUCCAGUGUCUGGUUUAAGAGAAGGAUUUCUUUCCAGGUUGGACAAUUUGGAUGCGGGUAGCCAAUCCCAUUCCCCUUCCAUCUGCAGCAAUAAUAAUAAUACAUUUAGUGAUGGUCAAGUUGAUAUAAUAGACGAAAUCUCUGUUGCUUCUGCGGAUAUUGCUAUCACUAUGCAAGAAGCUACUGUUGAACUACAUGUACAGCAAAUAAUUGAGGAUUCUAAUGUGGGAUCCGUUGAUAGAAAAUAUGAAGAUACGUGCAAUGUAAUAAUAAAAGAAGUUGGCGAACAUAGUGAUUACCCAUUGCAUGAACAAGGUGAGGCUAGCUCAUCUAAUAUGGUUGGUUAUGAUAGUCCUACCACCCCUAGUACUACUAAUAAUGAGGAUGAGGAAUGGUCUCAUAAUGACAUUCAAUCCGCCCAAGUCAUACAAGAAUUACCCGAAGAAGAAGAACAGUGGGAGGAUGAUGAGAAUUUUGAUAGUUCACCGGAAAGAUCAUCAUCUGCUGCUGCUGCAGAAGAAGAAGAAGAUGUAAUAGAAACUGAAACAACAAAUUUCCCCAAUGAUGAUGAUAUUGUGUAUAAUAAUGCAGAGCUUCAGGAACUCUCAAACAGGAGGCAAGUGUCUAACCUUCUGAGCAGUGAGUUCAGGCAUAGUCUAGACCGAAUACUUAUAUCAUAUGCAGAAAGGCUGCAAACUGCUGCUGAUGGAACUUCUGAUGAAUGGGAAUCUGAUGGAACUUCUUCGAGUUUCAUGGAGUUGCCUCUAGAAGAGGAGGAGGAGGAACUAAUUGAUGAUAGCACAUGGUCAAGAAGAUUGAGGGUGCGCCAACGCGGUAGAAUUGAGUGGGAGGUGAUAAAUGAUCUAAGGAUUGAGAUGGGUAUGCUUCAAAAGCAGUUGAAUGAGAUGCAAAGGAUGUUGGAGUCAUUUAUGGACAUGCAAAUGGAAUUGCAGCAAUCAAUCCGAGAAGAGGUGGUUUCUGCAGCAGCAACAGCAGCUCUAAAUUAUAGAUUUCUAUCAAAAGAACUUCAACUCUCUCAGUCCCAGCAGCACCACUCGAGCCUACAUUCGGGUUGAGGAUAGAUCCAUUAAUGCUUGUUGCCUUCUCGGCACUGUCAUUGGAAAAAAAACGCAAUAUACCUGUGUUUUUCUUUCCUUUUUUCCUUUCUCAUUUUUGCUACUCAAGACAGUAUUCUUUAAAUUUUUAUAUUUUUUCAUUGGUACUCAACAAUAUAUAUUAUAUAUCAGACUGAGAAAUUGAUAAAUUAAUCCAAUCUUCUCUUGAAUUCAAAUCUAGAUAAGGAAUUUGAAGGAAAAUGACAAUAUAGGUCUAAAUUUAUUUGAACUGAUAUUUUAUUCAUUUUCCAAACCCAUGUCAUGUUGUGAAGAUGUAGUCUAAACUGAUUAAUAAACUGAUAUUUGUUCAUUAUUAUCUCCAAAUGUCAUAUUGUACAUCUUUCCU